Drosophila sechellia is the source of this 3564-nucleotide messenger RNA. RefSeq lists its product as uncharacterized. Bases 2641 to 2904 code for a protein of 87 amino acids. Lineage: Eukaryota; Metazoa; Arthropoda; Insecta; Diptera; Drosophilidae. The transcript has 2 exons. The record is from RefSeq and is a predicted model, not a curated record.
AAUAUCCUCAUUAUCAUCCCAGACACACACACACACACACAGUCCAUCGUUCAGAGUCUCUGUCUUUCUCACAUAAAUACCCAGCCCACUCUUUAUAGAUACUCACCCUAAUGCGAACAAUAAAAAAGGAAAAUGUUAUUUAAUUGAAUUUAUUUAAGCCUGCCUUUUCACCUGAUGACACCCCGCGGAACACUUAUUUCACCUUAAUAAUCAAAUGAGUUUCCGCUCUCAAAUUACGGCCGCAAUCUGUUUAACCCGCCGUAUCUUAGCCGUAUUCCUGGCACCUGUGCAGGGGCCAUCUGCACCUGUCUAUAUGUCUUGGCUGUGGACUGGGGUUGUGUUGGCCCCAAGUGCCGCUAUGUAUGAGAGGUUAAGUGGGUGGAGGCUCAGGAUUCCCCUCCUGCUCGCCGUGUAGUGCCCACGGUGUCGACAGAAGCUGAAAUACACAGAGUGGUGCGAGGCAAGUGUUCUCAUUAUCCUCGUGCUCUACUUUUUACAGCGGUUGACUCUGUGGUGCCACGCACAGUGGGUCUAGGCGAUUUGUCUCCGGCGGUCGGUGGCCACUUUCCACCCGACAUGACGGCGAGAGCAUAAGGGGUUGAGUAAUCAAUGACACAAUCUGCAAUUUUAAUGGUGGCGACGCUGCUCCAGAGCGUGGGUUUUCCAAGUGUGAGCCAUUUGAUCGCAAUCCAUUGAUUGGAAAAUUUUGUGAGCAGGACUAUCUACAUUGUACCAUAUUGAAUUUAAACUGAAUGGGCAUUUGGUCUUUACCGGAUUUCGUCAUUUAAUAGCCACUUUGUUACUUUAAAUUUGGUUUCUAAUUAAUAAAUCUAUUAUUUAAUUACUUUGUUUAAAUCCAGCUGCCGUUGGGGGAAAUAAAUUACAUUUGAACGCGGAAAUUCGCUUCAAUCUGUGUUAGACAUGUUCAACAAUCGGAAAUUCCUUUGCCAACAUUAUUUCCAACCCAUAUGAGUGCCUAAUGAGCUCCUGGAAAAGUCAUCGCGGAAUAAAUUAAUUAAGUGCUUUGAAAACGAGAAACAUUCAGUUCAGUUGCAUUGCUGAUUUACGGCAACUGUCAGAAAGUAUAGCGUCGCUCUCAGCACUUCACUGUCUAUACAUCCGAAUGGAUUUCACGGACCAUUGCACACUGCUCCCACCCACAGGAGCCACCUGCUCCAUGCCCAGACCCUCCUCUGUGGCCCCAGGGUCGUGGAAACAUCAUUUACGAUAUAAUUCUUAUUGAAAUACACAUUUGAAUUAACAGUUCCCGCCGUGUCGAUGGAAUGGGAUGGGAUAGGAUGCGAUGGGAUGGGCUGAAGUGGGUUGGAUAGUAGCCCAGGCCAGUUGAACUGAGCUGAGGCUGGAAAAGGGAGUGCUGAGCAGUCAGCUUAAUAAAUUCAUGUUGGGGCACAGUCUGCACACAUCGAAGGGGAUGACCACGGACCCCCAGACCCAGCGACGGCCUCUUUUUGUGUUCCUGUAUUUUUAAUUAUACACACGUCGUAGCCAUUACAUUCCAUUCGGUAUUGUUGUCGCAGCUACAUAGGUGACCUGCACUCCAAAAAUAUUUCCCCUGCAUUUCGGUCUGAAAGUUUCUUAAGCCGCACAUACGGUAAAAUUGACGCAGGCGGAUCAAUUUUAGGAAUUUUUGAAUAAAUAAGUAUAUAUGGAGCACUCCCUCCAAGGACAAACAGUAGUGUAGAAGAUAUAAUUCGUCCUUUCCCCCCUCAACUUACAUGUUUUCCUAGUCCUUGUAGGCCAUAAAAUGUUUCGAGUGUGGUUCCACCUGCAGUCCUCAUCCGCAUUCGGCAUGCCAGUUGCCCGGGUGCGACAGCAGGAGCAGACAUUUGGCUCCUGGCUGUGGAUGUGGAUUUGGCAGAGACUGGGGCUCCGGAUCCUCAGAAACCAACUCCCAUCAACGGCAUCAACAUAUUACUCGUACCAUCCUCGAUGCCAGCCGGCAAACGAAUAUCCAGCCGAAAUGUUUGGUUUAAUUGGUUUUGUGUUCGGCAUUGAAUGGUUUAUGGGCCGCCUGUGUCAGUCGAUGUUAUUCUUGGCGUAUCCCACCAUUCUGGGGCUGCCUUUGUACCGCCAUGUUCCUUGCCGCAACUUUUCCAGCCACGUGUACUAGAAUGAUGUGUCGUUUUGUCAGAUUCGGUAAUGUAAAUUCAGACAUGUCCUUGUUUCACCUACAUUCGCAUAUAACUUAUGUUUUCUCCAUAACCCCCCACUGCUCCUGGUGUCGGAGGUCUGAUGCGGUGACAGCUGUGUGUCUGUUUGUAAUGGAUAAGUGUUUCCCUGUUCCGUAAUUAGCACAAGAUUAACGAAGUCUCAGACAGCAAACAAAGGGCUGAUUUGGCUGUCUUUUGCCUUAAUGCGUGGAAUGUCUGGGUGGAGUAUAGUCUAUAGGCUUAGCGGAAUCUUCACUCGUCUUUUUCCCAUCCAAGAAAUAAUGAAAGGGUAUAGAAGGAGGCAAAACAUUUCGAAAAUAUAAGUCAAAGUAGGGCCUGGAGCUAACCUGUCAAUGUCGUUUGCGUCCCAGUCCAAAUUCAGUUCACUUUACUCGGUUACCUCAGUCCGAAGCCACUAGACAUAUAUUUUUUAAUAUUUUGUAAGGCUUGUGCAGAGAUUCCUUCCAUUAUGGAGCGAUUCGCACUGACAACCUGCAUUCGCCGUGUCUGGAUCAUGUCCGGAUGGCUGCGCCAAGAGGCGGCAAUAGCAGCCGGCAUGUUGGUGGUGCAGCGACACCAGGUCGAGCUGAGGAAUAAGGAGGAGGAGGAGGGGCUUAAUGUCGGACAGCAGGCUGCACCCAGUGGCGGCGACAUGGGCGUGGACUCGCAAGGAAGACUCCGCCGUGUGCGGCUGCUAGACGACUACAUCGUGCCCUUUGAGUGCGGUCUUUGAUUCUCGAUCCGCAUCUCCUGUUCGCCGAUCUGGUUCUGGGCCACAGCGCAGUUCAUUUCGCAUUCGGAGUAGUUGACAUUUAAGUAGUUCGAUUCGUGAAACCGCUUCCCCAAAUUUUGGUCAGACGGAAUCUUCAUUGCGUGCUCUACGUGGACGGAGAACGAAAACAAAUAUUUUAAUCGAAGAUAUAGCCCCAAAAAGCAUGUUAUUGUAAAUUUUAUAUUUUCACGAGUAGUUCGCGUUAAUCUCGACGUUUUAGCGACUUUAAAAUUAAACAAUCAUAGCAUCUCAAUGUUUAUAGAGGCUUACUGAGUCUAUAAAGCUAGAUUGGAUUCCAUCAAAGGUUGGAACUAGCCUGGAAUUAAAUGGCAUCUGUUUGUAAGGUAUUGAAUGAGGUAAGGGAUGAGGGAAAUCAUAAAAAUCAUCUGCUGCAUCUGCGUCAGUAGAAUGUACAUACCCCAUGCCUAAACUAAAUUUUCUUGCGCUUAUUGUUCCCAAGUUCUAGACGUUCCCUAGGAACAGACGGGUGAAUGGACGGACAUGGCCAGAUCAAAUCGAAGUUGUUUACCACGAUGCAGUUACUGCUUAUAUAAUUAAGCUAGAUUACCAUGUUAUCGGUAUUAGCCCAUUGUCCCAGUUUUUUAUGUGUGUAUACAUUUU